Molecule: messenger RNA, 531 nt
Organism: Zygotorulaspora mrakii
Lineage: Eukaryota; Fungi; Ascomycota; Saccharomycetes; Saccharomycetales; Saccharomycetaceae
Gene: YIP3
Product: Yip3p
Exons: 2
Coding region: 1-531 (176 amino acids)
Cellular component (GO): Golgi apparatus
Source: RefSeq, a predicted model, not a curated record
AUGAACCAACUAGGUACGCUAGCACAAGUGUCCCGUUUCACCGAGAACCUGUCCAUGGACAAGAUCAAGAGCGAGUUCAACAACAUACAAAGCAGAUUGUCCUCGAUUCGUCCUCCACAGGAGUUUUUCAAUGUCAAGAACGUCUCCAAGCCGCAGAAUUUCGCUGACUUGCAGUCUCGCGUUUCAUACAACUUGAAGUACUACUCGACCAACUACGCUGCCAUCAUCGCGUUGCUGAGUAUCUACACUUUGUUGACCAAGCCGCUGCUGCUCUUCGUCAUCGUCUUUGUGUUUCUCAGUCUCGCUGGUAUCAACAAGUUGAACGGCCAAGACCUAGUCACCCCCUUCGGCACACUCAAGACCAACCAGCUCUACACAGCCGUCAUGUUUGUAGCCAUCCCGCUAGGGUUCUUGGCAUCGCCCAUUUCGACCUUGCUGUGGUUGAUCGGUGCCUCUGCCGUUACUGUAUUCGGCCACGCCUCCUUUAUGGAAAAGCCAAUCGAGACCGUGUUCGAAGAAGAGACGGUAUAA